This is a messenger RNA of Haliotis rufescens (red abalone), 5709 nucleotides long. Its product is annotated as RNA-binding protein fusilli-like. The record is from RefSeq and is a predicted model, not a curated record. The coding region runs from base 292 to 2448 and encodes 718 amino acids. Gene Ontology annotation, biological process: regulation of RNA splicing. Gene Ontology annotation, molecular function: 3'-5'-RNA exonuclease activity; mRNA binding. The transcript is spliced from 13 exons. NCBI's taxonomy places the organism in Eukaryota, Metazoa, Mollusca, Gastropoda, Lepetellida, Haliotidae. Gene Ontology annotation, cellular component: nucleoplasm; ribonucleoprotein complex.
GGGACAGACGAAACACGUCGCCAUAUUGAAUUGUGGAAAGUUUACGGUUAGAGAAAGUGAAAUCCCCGAGUUUAUCUACGGUAACAGCUGGGACCUGUCCACAUACCUGUCAGGUACAAGUUGACAGAGGUGCGCGCGCAUUGGGUAUUCAGCGCCACGUUCAAUGUAUUGCACCAAUCAGCGAGAGGGUGGCCAGUAAAGUUGAGUGUCGGCACAUGGUCUAGAAGUAUAACAAAACAUUUGGUGGUGGUCUUGCCUCGAGUUCUAGUCAGUUAGCAAGACGCAAGGGACAUGGCCCCAUAUCUGGUAGCGUUGUUUUGCGCCUCAGCUGGGAAGAAUGGAGAAGAACUGGGUUCGGAUGAGGAACAGAUUGUGUUAUUCGUCUACCUGUUGUUUGAUGUCACCAAUAACAAGGUGAUUGCAGUUCAACAUCACUAUGUGAAACCACAGCCUAACGAACUGUCGGAAACUUUGUUGACUGAAGACUGCAAGACAGAAACUGGGAUAGAUGAAAACGCUGUUAAAAACGGACAGUCACUGGACCAUGUAUUGGAGGAGUUUGACCGGUUCCUGUGUGCUAAAGGUGCCCACCCUGACCACGGGUCAAGGACAUUCUGUUUUGUGACGGAUGGUCAGAACCAUCUACGUCAGCUGCUGCACCCGGAGGCAUGUACCAAGAACAUCUCCCUUCAGUCUUACUGUGGCUCCUUCUACGAUCUCAGGAGGGAAUUCAAGAGAUUCUACAAAACGGACACUAUAAAAAAUAUCAAAGAAAUGUUGGAAUACCUGGGUCUACAAGAGGACCAGUCCGUGGAGUAUGGCGUCAGACAAUGCCAGGAAAUGGCCAGCAUCCUACACAGACUCAUCAACGAUGGUCACGUGCUAGUCGAGCCAGAAAUCAUCAGUGAGCGCCUGGAACCAGGGAUAUGCAGCAAGACUGACAUCGUCGACGACAAUACGGUUGUCCGGGCACGUGGGUUGCCAUGGCAAUCAUCAGACCAGGACAUCGCACGUUUCUUCAAGGGCUUGAAUAUAGCAAAGGGAGGUGUGGCGCUGUGUUUGAGCCCUCAGGGACGACGGAAUGGUGAGGCCCUCGUGAGGUUUGAUGGGGAGGUUCACCGCGAUUUAGCGCUAAAGCGUCACAAACAUCAUAUAGGACAGCGUUAUAUCGAGGUGUACAAGGCCACAGGCAAAGACUUCGUCAACGUGGCAGGAGGGAGUAAUUCAGAGGCACAAGCUUUUCUUUCACGUGGAGGUCAAGUUAUAAUACGCAUGCGCGGACUUCCCUUCACGGCGACUUCUCAACAAGUGCUGGAGUUCUUCGCGAGAGAGCCGAAUCCAUGUCAAGUAUUGGACGGAGAGGACGGUAUCCUGUUCGUCCACUACCCUGACGGGCGCUCUACCGGAGAUGCGUUUGUUCUGUUUACCUCCGAGGACGAGUCAAACAAAGCCCUGAAGAAGCACCGGGAGAUCAUGGGCACACGAUACAUCGAGCUGUUUAAGAGCACGACAGCGGAAGUCCAGCAGGUUCUCAAUAGGAGCAUGGAUCCUCGCAACCCCGAACAGCAGGAUGGACAACUUCCGCCACUCAUUGCGCAGCUUCCGGCGCAAGCAACAACAGUGCCUACCAUCAUUCCUCAAAACCUAAUCACUGCUGGGACAAGGAAAGACUGUGUGCGCCUGCGCAACUUGCCUACCAUAGCACAAGUGACAGAUAUUCUGACAUUCCUAGGCGAAUAUUCUCAGUUUAUCGUGUAUCAAGGAGUACACAUGGUCUAUACAGCUCAGGGUGAGCCUUCAGGAGAGGCGUUCAUACAGAUGGACUCGGAAGAAGCCUCCAGCAUGACCGCAAUCAACCGACACCGGCGACCGAUGACAUUUGCCAACAAGAAGCGCUUGAUUGACGUCAUACAGUGCUCUGGCGAUGACAUGAGCCUCGUUCUGACAAAUGGCAUGCCAAUGGCCACCAUUCCCCAAGCACCUGCACAGAUGAUACAGAGACAGAUCUUAACACCUGUAACAGCACCGACCAUCAUGCCGUCAUUGGGGACGUUGCCAUACGCCCAGUUGCCACAGCCACUGCCAGCCGCCUUUCCCCCGACGAUGACUCACAUCCCCCAGCGUCCGGCGACAUCCUUCUACCCUCCCAUCCUCUACUGGUACCCCAGCCCCCCUGUCUCCCCUCAGACUUAUCUCACCCAUACUGGCCCCUCGGUCAUCGUAAUGAGAGGCCUGCCCUAUAAUGUAACCGUCCAGGACAUUAUCAAUUACUUCCAAGGAUUCCCAGAGGUGAGCCCAGACACAGUCCAACUUCAACACAGCGCUGACGGGAAGCCCAAUGGCGACGCUUUGAUCACGUUCUCGUCACGUGCUGAAGGCGAGAGAGCUAUCAUCGAGAAAAACAGGCGCCAUUUGGGCAACCGCUUCAUAGAGCUUUUCAUGGCAUGAUCACGUGAUGAUCACGUGAUGAUCACGUGAUGGGAGUCCAUGACAACAGACCUGCGCAUUAUGACUGAAAAUGGUGACACAUCAAUUCUGCCCGGCCCGGCAAACGUGCUGCCUGACGUUGUUUUAUUAUAUUUUACGUCCCCUCCACAUGCCAAUACGGCCGAUCUGGAAGGAAAAACGCCAGCUUUUAGUUUACCAGACUAAAAAGGGUACUUUUUAUUGUGUAAUUUGAGAGAUUUAUUGUGCUUUCUGUACAGUGUCGACUGUCGCAAUGUUUGAGAAUAAGCUAAACCAGAUCUUAUUUAUUUUGUGUUGAAAUUUUAACACAUAUUUUUCUAGUUGUAAAAUAUUAAAACCACUUUCAUAUUUAUAUACACUAUCAACCAUGCAUUCCUCAUCAUGUCGACUUGUAGACAAUGAAAAUUGUAACUAUUUAUUGGAUGUCGAUAUUACUGUUGUAUUUGUAAAAUAACGUGUUUUAUCUUGUUACUGAAUAGAUGAAUUAUAUAUACAUAUACAUUAAUUUAGAAUAUUUUAACGAGCGGUCUUCUACAGACCACUCCAGUGUUGUACAUAGAGACUUGUAUAGGAUUUGUUGUGUACAUAUUUUGAUGACGUCAUUGUUAUUUGUUAUGUCUGUUGAUGACGUCGCGUUUUGACGACGGCCUUAUUUUGUGUAUAAGCCCUCUGCGCAACUGGUAAUCUAGUCACUUACACGUUACCACACCCUGGCCGCUGAAGCCUGUCUCUGGCCCCAUCCACGGACUCAUGAUAAUCGUAUUUCCGUGAUGAAAUAAUUUGAUCUUUUUGUCCUGCAUUUGACCGAAUGUUGUACAUGUCUGAGGGUUAUUACCGAUCUUGAUUAUUUUUACCAUAUUAAAUUCCCUUCCAAAGGUAUUGCCCUAUUUUGGAAAUGUGCCUUACUUACGAAACGCCAAAAUAUCUGUGAUUGAACCAAAUUAUUUUUUAAGGAUGGAGUUUAUGGUACGACUUUGCAAUAAGAAUUUAUGAAUUGGAUAAAAAAAACCACAUUGGUCGAGCCUCCCUCAAUCUUGACUUCCACUUGGACCAAAGAUAAGGAAACGUGUUCUCCUUUGAGUCAUAGACGUGUAUAGAAAUUCAUGGCUACACUCGAAAUCAAACUUAACAGCUGCAAUUACCUUCUAGUUAUUUGUGAUGUAUUUAAUCACGACAAUGAAUAUGUGCCUUUAUAUCAUAUUUUUUUGCAAUAUUGCAAACAUAUUGAGUGCAUGUUAUAUCUAUGGCUGACAGCUGAUUAUUGUAGUAGUGAUGUCGUGUGUCGUGUAGAUGGCGUGGGGUCGAGAUGCCGGUGCUCACCGCAGUUAUUGAAAGGUCUGAAUGAACCCAAUUACCAUCAGGGAUCUAUCUGUACACUUUCUUUGCCAUAAGUAUGGAUACUGCAGUUUCUUUUGCAUGCUAUUUGUAUCAUUUUUAUUUAUUAAUAUACAUAUGAAGGUAACGUUUGAGGUAUACCUGUACAUCAUUCUGAAACUUGGGUUCUAGAUAUUGUCAGUAUUAUAACGCCCACAUUAACAGUGCAACGAAACUUUCUAUUCUGGAUCUGUCCCAGACAUAUUCCCUGAGCCUUCAAUGAUUGUGGUGAGCAAAGCUUGAGGUUAUGUCGUCAGUGAUUGCUUCCUCGGUUAGCGUGCAAAACUCAAAUAUUUGAUUCUAAUUUGCUCAAUAUUUGAUUAUUUGAAAUUUGUACACGUAUCGUACUCGGAAGAAAUACGAAAUUAAGUACAUGUAAUGGCAAAUUGUUAACGCCAUUGUCUAGCCUGUCUCACCGGAAGUGCGAUCUUGCCAUGCGUCUGCCGAGGAAGCAGUUCCGGGUCACGGUUCGUAGGGUAUGGGCACUGUGAUGCAUUUUUGAAGCAAUCUCAUUUUACUGUCUGACGUCGUUGCGGGUGUUAAAACACCAACUAAAUGGCGAUAUUAUGGAGUAAGAAGUAUAAUGUUAUGGCACAGUCGUGCAGGUAGAUGUUAGCUAUGCUGGCACCCAUAGGGUGCGGUCCUUGUCUAGUUGAUCUACAUUAUUUUAAUGUGCAAUAUCAUCAUUUGUCAACAGUGCAUGCAAAAUGUGCAGGUUGCUGCGCAUUGUAUAUUUACUUGGGUUUUGUAGAUCUGUGCUUUAUUUCUGACAGCAAUCACGAAUCAUGACGUCGUUGAGUCGUCACCUAGAUUUACGUCUAUGAUUGUAUUUUUUGCGGGCACCUGUCCAUCUGAUUGUACUAAGUGUAGCUAGUAAGCUCAUACUCCUGAAUAAACUCCCUUCAUACACUUGGUGGUGGUGCUGAUGCUUUUAUCAUGGUGAUGGUUCGAAACUAUCUUUACUGCUGACUCUACUCGUCAACGAAUAUGGCGUUGUCAACACUUCCUAUACCGGGACGAAGCCAAUAAACCCGUUUAUCCAGCCCCUCCUCCUACUAACUGUCUCCCCUAAACCCCUUUGCUCAUGCGCGGGACUGGAAAGCGAUUGUAUGAUACUCUUUCGUGACAACGUGACGUUGCUUUAACUAUGUAACAAAAUAAUCCGUUUUGAUCAAGCUUAAUACAAAUCUAUUUUAUCAAUCAACGAGGGAAACGUAAGUUAUGAGUGUCGCAAUAUCAUGUAUUAAUCUUAACGGUUGCUGUAGUGAUGGUUGCUAUAGCAGCGUAUCUCUCCCAAUUUUCACCUAAUCCAAUGGUGGUGGGAUGCGCACGCAGCUUUCUGCGGUUUACGGGCCUUGUGUUUCAGUUUCAACAUUGCCGAGGUGUGAGUUACGCAAACCCCUCACGUAAAAUUCUAAUAGAUCACUGGUUUGCUUAUAUUUGUGCUAUGUCCGUCCCAUUCACAGGUCUCCAUACUUUUAAUCACUCACCCCUAGCAGCCCCGUCAAGAUCACGUCAAGAUCACGUUAUGAUCAUGUGACGAUUUGACCUGGGCUGGUCAGUGCUUCUCUUUCAGAAAAGAGGAGAGAGAUACGUGCCAGAGAAACUAGUCAUAUUUAUCUGAUCUUAAUAUUUUUAAGCGAUGCCUCCAUGCCCUGCUUGGAGCUCAGGCCACGUGUCCUGGUGACAUGGCCGCCAUUAUACGCCAUCACUCAUGUCAAGAUUUUUAUCUUGUCUCCUAUUUUCAUAGAUUUAUUUAGAAGUCGCCACAUUUGGCAGUUAUAAUGUAUUCUAUUCGUGUAAGUAUUGCCCUUUUAAUUUAUUUCGUGAAAUAAACGUAUCGAUCGUUAGUUAAAAUAUUGAAUACAA